This is a messenger RNA of Hemiscyllium ocellatum (epaulette shark), 766 nucleotides long. Its product is annotated as gamma-interferon-inducible lysosomal thiol reductase-like. The record is from RefSeq and is a predicted model, not a curated record. The transcript has 7 exons. Gene Ontology annotation, cellular component: lysosome. NCBI's taxonomy places the organism in Eukaryota, Metazoa, Chordata, Chondrichthyes, Orectolobiformes, Hemiscylliidae. Bases 70 to 672 code for a protein of 200 amino acids. Gene Ontology annotation, molecular function: oxidoreductase activity, acting on a sulfur group of donors, disulfide as acceptor.
UGUUCUUCCAGCCUUCUGUCUGUCUACAGUGAAGAGCUGGGACAAGUCUGAUUAAUAUUGGAUCAAGUUAUGGGCAGGUGUAUAGCUGCUGAAACCAGGUCACGUGCGCCUGUGCAGCUCGGCCUUUUCUACGAGACUCUCUGCCCAGACUGCCGUAAUUUCAUGAGCAACCAACUCUGUCCAACUUGGUUCAGACUGGAAGGAGCUAUGAAUAUCUUGCUGAUUCCAUUUGGCAAUGCCAAGGAGAUUCAAGAUGGCCAGAAUUGGCGGUUCCACUGUCAACAUGGAGAGGGUGAGUGCCAAGGGAACACCAUCCAGGCAUGCAUGAUUCAUUACCUUAAGAAUGCUACAAGUUAUAUGCCAGUAAUUUGUUGCAUGGAAUCUGCCUCUUCACCUCUCACUGAUGCCCAGAGUUGUUUACAAGUACAUGCACCAACAGUGCUUUGGGAUACCAUUAUAAACUGUGUGAACGGCAGUAAGGGAAAUGAAUUGAUGCAUCAAAAUGCUCAAAUGACAAAUGAAUUGGAGCCAUCACAUAAUUAUGUCCCAUGGAUCUUGAUCAAUGGGGAACACUCAGAGGAGCUCCAGUAUCAUGCUGAGAAUGAUCUGUUCGGUCUGGUGUGCAACACAUACAUAGGUGAUGGCAUCUGUGACCUGAGUGAGGACAUCUGAACAGAACGUUCAAAAACAGAAAUAUUGCUGCAUGGUUAUAUAGGAUAAGGGCAAUAAAGACUGUUCUAUAGGUACAUUUUAUGAUGGUUCUUAA